Molecule: messenger RNA, 3052 nt
Organism: Physcomitrium patens
Lineage: Eukaryota; Viridiplantae; Streptophyta; Bryopsida; Funariales; Funariaceae
Molecular function (GO): glycosyltransferase activity
Source: RefSeq, a predicted model, not a curated record
GGUGAUGUCUAUUUGUGAUUGAUGUGUUUUGGCGAUGUUCUGUUGUCCUGCACGAAUUCCUGUUUUCCUCAUCACUGUCGCUCGCUUGGGUUUGAAGCGUUGGGUGUUGACGUCACUUGAGAUUUUUUGAAAUUGUGUCACUGGAUAGGGGCCAAUCGCUGCCUCAGGGACCUGAAGCUCCGGCCAUCUUCUUGUCAUAGUUUCCUGAUCGCAGCGGGUUAUUUUUUUUGCUCGUUUGUGUUAAGUGAGGUUUUUGAGUCACCGCACCGGGGAAUCGGCCAUUAGGUAGUCUACCUAUCAGUCAUAUCGUCGUCGUGACGAGCAGCAGCAGGUUGGGAUGACUCUUGAGUUUCUUAAGAAACCUACGUUGAUUGAGUGGACCCACACUAUCUACGCCUAUAACGGUGUGGCUUUUGGUCUUGACCCGAUUUGUGUAUAUCCAUUCAUAUUUAACUUCGCGGUGACUUGUUCUGUCGUAAGCUUGCUUCUUGAGACAGGCUGGCUAGUGCCGCACUUCUCAUAAUUCACCGACUUCUUGAUGUGUCUCAUUUGUGAGAUCGGCUUGCAGCUUCUUUGUCGUACCUGUUGCGCAACGGAAGUGCUCCAGUUAUGUCCAUGGAAGACAACCGGCUUUGACAGCAGAGCCCUCAGAGUUGGGGGCCGUUGCGGUGAGACCUCGUUGAAGGCUCCACCCUUCACUCAAAGGCGCGUCCGCACGCUCAAUCGGAUUUUUCAAUCUGCUGGUCGAUAGUUGUGAAUCCUCCUCUGCUUUGUGGCCUUCCAGGGAUCUCCGGCGUCGGAGCACUGUUGAGUAUUACGAAGGGAUCGCGGAUUUCGCACAAUUCUGGCUUGUGUUUGGACCUUGUCAAUACCAACCUGUGUGGUUCGAAGGACCCCUUGUUCUUGUGAAUUCUCUGGGUUUCAGUCUGGGUGGUUCUAUGCGUUUAUAUUUUCACGUAUAUUAGGAACUGCUGGCUUUCUUGAAGCUCUAGUCAAUUCUUGAAUCUUUCGUUAGAACUUGAAAUCUGCGGAUUCCUUGCAUCACUGAAGAGGAGUUUAGUGUGGGCCGAACUGGAUAGGGCUGAGCAUCAGGUAUCGAUUAAAAUGGAGGGCGUGAACGUGUUCCUAAGCAACUUGUGGGCUCUGCAAGAGCGUCGUUACGCUGUUGUGUACGUGGCGGUGACUAAGUUUGUUCGCACGAUGCUGCGACUAAUUCUUCUCAGUACCCCAAGAUACUUCUGAUGAGUGAAAACUCGGUAGUUCUUUUGGAGGGCCCAGCAGGACUGUGCUGUGGCGUACAAGCUUGAAACACCGGCAGUCUCAAAGGCAAACCGACUCUCUUGGUUUCGGUACUCAUGGGUAUCGAAGAUUUUAGGAUCGGUUCCAGGUCCAAUUUUUCGUGUUUCCGCGGUGCAGGCCAACACUGAGGUUUCAAGUGUGAUGCAAAGUGGUGAUUAUCAUUGCCAGCAAGCAUCUUUGUUUCAUUACCAUGAGGCAUCUUCGAGCAACUUCUGUAUUACAGCCAUCAAUGGAAAAGCAAGAGACGCAAAAGCGUCCUCGUCGAGCUUGUUCUUUUAGAAUUAUCCUUAGAUGUGGCAUAAUGUUGGUUUGUCUCAUCCUCGCAUCAUAUGUGUUAGGAGUAAUUUUUAAGCUGUCAGGAGACCAUGGAAAUACAUUUCACGAUUUUGUGAACCAACCUAAUUCUACGAAGGUAGUUUCUGAAUACUCGUCUUCACUUCCUAAACCUCCUGGAUUGAACUUCAUGGAGGGUAAGAGCGUGGUUGUAGUCUCUCACGAACUUUCGCUCUCUGGAGGGCCGCUGUUGCUGAUGGAGCUUGGACAUAUUUUACGAAGAAGUGGAGCCUUUGUAUAUUGGGUCACUGGAAAUAAAAAAGAAAAUACCUCUGAUCCCGUGGUUGUUUUCUUGGAGGAGAAGUUGCUGAACCACGGACUACAGGUAAUUCCAGCCAGGGGGACCAGGACCGUCUCAGCAUUGACGACGGCAGACCUGGUGAUCCUGAACACUGCUGUGGCUGGAAAAUGGGUUAGUUCAGCUUUUAAAGCAGACAUAAAGAAGCUGCUGGCCAAGACGUUGUGGUGGAUACAUGAGAUGCGUGGCCACUAUUUCGCCCCCGAGUAUGUGAAAUUCCUUCCAGAAGUAGCAGGUGUUAUAACUGAUUCCCAUGCCACUGCUGAUUACUGGCGGACGCGCACGAGGGAUCGCUUAAGGAUGACUUUGCCCAAGAUGCAUGUAGUGCAUUUGGGUAAUAGUCAACAAUUGAUGCUUGAUGCUGAGGAUGCUGUUGGAAGAGCAUCCAUGAGACAACGUGUGCGUCAGAUUGUUGGAAUUUUCGAAAAUGAUAUUGUUUUUGCGAUGAUCAAUAGUGUAUCGCGUGGCAAAGGACAGGACUUGUUUCUAAGAGCAUUUGUUGAAGGAGUAAACUUGGUCAAGAAAACUAACAUGGUGCAACAGACGGUUUUCAGCGUGCAUGCCUUGGUCGUCGGGGGUGACCAUGCUGCUCCUCCAUACCAGUCAAUGCUUCACAAAUUUGUGGAGGAAAAUGGUCUGCAAAGCACAGUGCACUUUGUGAAAAAAACGAUGGACGUUGUUCCUUACUUAGCUGCCGCGGAUGUCCUUGUGCAGAAUUCUCAGGGGCGAGGGGAAUGUUUCGGACGAAUCACAAUCGAGGCAAUGGCUUUUCAGUUGCCAGUGCUGGGCACAGCAGCUGGAGGGACGUUGGAGAUUGUGAUGAACGGAACAACUGGGAGAUUGCAUCCUGUGGGAAAGGAUGGGGUACACAUAUUAGCAAAGAACAUGAGAGAUCUCAUCCUCGAUAAGUCGCUGAGGAUCAGAAUGGGUAGCAGAGGAUACGAAAGAGUGAAACAGCAAUUCCUGGAGUCUCACAUGUGCGAACGGCUUGGUCGUGUGUUCCGAACAGUUUUGCCUCGAACUGCUUGACUUCCCACUUAAUGACUCGGGUAAGGGACAAAUAUAGUAUGGCUGUUUUGCCUGUGAAGCUAUUGUGCUGUCAUUUCUAUACUGUUUUAUAGG